AUGACGAACGAGCACUCAGUGUAUCAGCCAGUUCUGAAGUCGAGGUACUGUAGAGGUAGUCCUCUGUUAAAAAUUUUCAGCGAGGAGAAUAGGACUUUGACGUGGCGUCAGUUAUGGAUAUGGUUGGCGGAAGCCGAGAAGGAACUAGGGCUGAAAGAGGUGACAGAUGAAAUGAUCUGCGAAAUGACUGAAGCAAAGGAUAAAAUAGAGUGGGACGUUCUACGAAGUGAAGAAAAACGGUUGAAACAUGAUGUUAUGGCACAUGCGUAUGGUUAUGGAAUGGUUUGUCCAAAAGCAAAAGGAAUAAUACACCUUGGCGCUACUUCGUGUUUUGUUCAAGACAACUCUGACCUGAUAAUUCAGAGAGAUGCCAUGGACGUGAUUAUUAAGAAGCUGGCAUUAUGUUUGAAACGCCUAGCAGACUUUUCGGUGGCCAGUGCAGAAGUCGUGACCGUGGGACGUACUCACUACCAGCCAGCAUCAUUGGUCACUUAUGGGAAGAGAGCAGCUUUAUGGAGCCAAGACUUGCUCAUCGUCUUUAAGGACUUAAUAAGGCAAAGGGACGAGAUGCGUUUUCGUGGUACCAAAGGAGCAACUGGAACACAGGAUUCGUUCCUUACGCUUUUUCAUGGUGAUAGCACAAAAGUGGUGGAACUUGAUAAGCUCGUAACAGCAAAAGCAGGAUUUCGUCAUAGGUUUUCAGUAACAGGACAAACAUACACCAGAUUACAGGUCCCUGAAGAUACCACCUUAGACUGUGAUGUGUUAUAUACUCUAGCAAAAUUGGGAUCAGCUUUAAAAAAAAUCUGUUCCGAUAUUCGCUUGCUGCAGGCUUUUGGUGAAAUUAUGGAACCUUUUGAGAGUGAACAGGUUGGCAGUUCAGCUAUGCCGUACAAACGGAACCCGAUGAAGAGCGAACGAGUUUGUAGCCUUGCUCGUGAGCUUAUUAAUGCACCUCAGUUACUUCUCAACACUGUGGGUGAUCAGGGUUUCGAGCGCACUUUAGAUGAUUCUGCAGUGCGAAGGAUGGUGAUUCCUGACUCAUUCUUGACUGCAGAUGCAAUUUUAUCUAUUUUCCAGAACAUUAUCGAAGGUUUAACACUUCAAAAAGAAAAUAUUGCGAUUAUUCUUUCGACCGAAAUGCCAUUUUUAUGCCUGGAAAAAGCCCUGAUGUGGUUGUGUGAAGAAGGAGCUGACAGGCAGGAAGCACAUCAUAAAAUUCGUGAAGUGGCUCUUGUUGCUAAAGAGGCUCAGAAGAGAUCAUCUAUUACCGUUGAAUCCGUUUUGAAUGACAAGUUCUUUGACAAGGCACAUGUUCGAGACAGAGUUUUGGAACUGUCUAAAAAUCCUCUCUUAUUUACUGGUCGUUGUGGUGAACAAGUCAAGGAAUUUCUAAGUGAAGAGUUGUAUCCGGUCAUUAUAAACUACUUGGACGAUGCUAAAUUAAAAGAACGUAUUACUUUGGACGUCUGA
Enterobius vermicularis (human pinworm) is the source of this 1473-nucleotide messenger RNA. The record is from the annotation of a GenBank genome assembly. Lineage: Eukaryota; Metazoa; Nematoda; Chromadorea; Rhabditida; Oxyuridae.